Messenger RNA from Dentiscutata erythropus, 383 nucleotides. The record is from the annotation of a GenBank genome assembly. Lineage: Eukaryota; Fungi; Glomeromycota; Glomeromycetes; Diversisporales; Gigasporaceae.
UUAAAACAUACACCCCAAUACCUCGUCAUUUACAUAGCGCCACAUUAAUAGAUAAUAAGCUUUAUAUAUUAGGUGGCGAUACUGGUCCUAACGAUGUUAAUACAUUUUUGCCUUCAAAUAAUUUCUUUUAUCACAAUGUCUCUGGCACAUUUAAUACGUCAAAUAUUCCAUGGAUAAAUCUAUCAAUUGUCAUUGCAGUAUCUGCUAGAAACAAUUUCAUUUUCUUAUUUGGUAGAGGAUUAGAGAAUUCAAGUUAUGGAAUUCCUUUAGUUUACAUGUUUGACAUUACAAAAAAUGUGUGGAAUAUUCUUGCUAUACAAGAAACACAACCUCCUAGACACGAAUCAAUUCAUUCAAUUAUCGAUGCUAGGCGGAGACUAUAG